AUGAACGUUUCAGUGGACUCGCUGACUAUCACGGUUGCUGGAGGUCGCAGGCUCCUCUCGGAUGUGAGUUGCCUUGUGCAGCCUGGCGACAUGGUAGCGCUCAUGGGACCAUCAGGAGCAGGUAAGACCACCCUGUUGAACAGCCUGGUCGGCAGAAGCAUUAUGGGAAGCAUCGAUGGAGGUAUCAGCUACAACGGCAAGAGCCUGCAGAAAGUGCGGAGCAACAUUGGCUAUGUGACCCAAGAUGACAUCAUGUAUGAGACCUUGACGCCCCGCGAGAAUCUGACAUUUGCAGCAUCCUUCAUCCUGCCUAAGCUUUCAAAAGACCAGCAGAAGGAGGUUGUCGAAGAAGUCAUCAUGAAGCUGAACUUGGCCAAAUGUGCUGACACCAUCGUGGGCUCGCCUGGGCUUGUGCGGGGCAUCUCUGGCGGAGAGCGGAAGCGCACAAACGUUGGCCUGUCCUUGAUUGGCAAGCCUGCGCUGCUGUUACUGGACGAGCCCACCAGUGGCUUGGACUCCAAGAUGUCGGACUCUCUCAUGAAAGACGUGAAGACUGUGGCAGAAACCGGCUGCACCUGCAUUGCCACGAUCCAUCAGCCUUCAGAGAUAGUCUUCGGUCGCUUUGACAAGGUCUUGCUGCUGGCUUCUGGCAAGACUGCGUAUUAUGGACCCAUCAAGGGCCUCCGCGAUUCCCUGGGCAAUCUGGGCUUCCCCUGUCCACCUGGCACACCUUUGCCGGAAUUGCUGCUGGAUGUCCUUGAGAAGCCUGGGGAGAACGUAGACGCAACAGACCACGAGAAGAAGCUGGAGGGCUUGAGGAUGCUGACUGACUCCAGUGUCAAGGAUGACACCGUCUUCAGCCCAGGCGGUUCUGAGGUGCCGCCUGCCAGGCGCGCUGGCUUCUGUGGACAGCUGGCCACGCUCUUUCAUCGCGAGGUGGUGAACGUGAAGCGCAACAAGACUUUGACCAUCGUGCGAGCUGUGCAGUCCAUCGCAGCCGCUCUGCUCAUCGGCCUGAUCUUCGUGCAGCUCGAGCGGAACAUGUCCAGUAUCCAGGUUCGACUCUUUGCCAGCUUCCUGUUGGUCUUCACACAGUUCCUCUUUGCCAUCCUGGGCGUUGCUAAUGCAUUUCCAGCCGAGAGAGCUGUCUUCCUGCGCGAAACACAGGACAAGCUCUACCAUCCAGCAGCUUUCUAUUUGGCCAAAGUGGCAAUUGACACCGUCUUGCAAAGCACUUUUCCGAUCCUGGUGGUUGCAGUGGCCUACCCAUUGAUCGGCUUGAACUCUGAAAGUGCUGACAGAGUACUGUGGUUUUACUUCAUCAUGGCCAUUGUGUCCAACUGUGGUGCAGGUGUGGGCUUCAUGGUGUCGGCCGCGGUUCCGUCUGUGACCAUUGCACUGUCCAUUGUUCCGGGCCUUGUGAUGCCACAGCUGCUCUUGGCAGGUAUCUUCAUCAAGGUGGAUGACUUGGUUCAGCCCUUCAAUGCUCUCAGCUAUGUGAUGGUGGCCCGAUAUGCCGUGCAGGCAACUGUCACCAACGAGUUUGCUUGCACCGCGAAGCAGGACUGCGAUGCCUCAGUUUGGCGUCUUGGCGACCCCAAUCAGUGCAGCUCGUCUCCCUGCGAUUUUUGCUGCACGGCUCACGAGAAAUUGGCUUCUGGCGGGAUCUGUCCUACGCUGACCUGUGAUGAUGCGCUCCGCUUCUUGGCCAUGGAUGAGAUUUGGCCUCGCGGUGACAGCCACGAAGAGACAAUCUUCUACAACGUUGUGGCGCUGCUCUGCCUCCUGCUGUUCUUCCGUCUGCAAGGGUUGAACGUGUUGAUGAUGAGCUACCGGAAGGCUACCACAGGAAGAUGUCUGCCCUGCCGAUUUUCUCGUUCGAAAAGCGUCAGUUCUGAAGUGUCAGUUUGA
This is a messenger RNA of Symbiodinium pilosum, 1911 nucleotides long. The record is from the annotation of a GenBank genome assembly. Lineage: Eukaryota; Dinophyceae; Suessiales; Symbiodiniaceae.